Molecule: messenger RNA, 3686 nt
Organism: Cyclopterus lumpus (lumpfish)
Lineage: Eukaryota; Metazoa; Chordata; Actinopteri; Perciformes; Cyclopteridae
Product: glutamine-rich protein 2
Exons: 20
Coding region: 219-2828 (869 amino acids)
Source: RefSeq, a predicted model, not a curated record
CUGAAGGCUGCCUGUCACAUUCCACCAACGGUCCCCGAGAUUACUGCGACCAGCGCGCCGCCGACGAGCCACGACAACAGCGUUAACGACGAGGCCGUGGUGUUCAAGAUGAUUACGCUGCCGUGUAACUAUCGACCAGAGACGGGCCGCGAGCUGAGGUGAGGCGGCGGCGCUGCGGUUUGACUCCCUAACGGUUACGCUCUCACACACGAACAAAGAUGUCGGAGGAGAUGGUCAGCUUGUUCGAGCUGUUGAAUUUAGCUAUCGGGACGCCGCAGAAGGGCGCCGUCAACUUCAGCGCCCUGCACGCGCUGCUCCACGCCGUGCUGCGGCAGCUGGACGUCCAGGAGACGCCGUGGAGCGACGGGCCGGGCGGCGGAGAGGAGGAGGGGGGGGAGGAGCAGCGGACGCCCGGCCAGAGGGACGUGUCCCCGGGGCAGCAGCAGCCACAGGAGCCGGGACCCGCCGCGUCCUCCUCCAUCCCCACCCGUGAGGACGGCGUGGCUCAGGAGGAGAUGAAGGAGGAGAUAAAGGAGGAGAUAAAGGAGGAGAUGAAGGAGGAGAUAAAGGAGGAGAUGAAGGAGUUCUACCACCAACAGCAGGUUGCAGCGGAGCCGUCCUCCGAUGUGGAGCAGUGCUGCCACCGUGUGGACGCUCUGGAGCAGUCAGUGAGGUCUCUGACGGACGCGUUGCAGAGGUGCCCAGACCCCGAGGAGCUGAGUCGGUGUGUGACCUGGGACGCCCUGGAGGCCACGCUGCUCUGCUGCAGAGAAAGAGUGCCCAAGGUGAUGGGCGACCAACUGCCCCACGCUGUGCAGGACGCCAGCCGGCCAGCAGCUCCGACCGGUUCUGGACUGGUUUCCAUGGAGAACGGGUCGCCGAUGCAGACCGGUCCAACGACAGGCCUGCCGGCUGCCGGCGUCUCGGCGCGCUACUCGGAGACGCUGGAGGCCCUGAGGGCCCUCGGCCAGCUGGAAGCUCGUGUUGCUCCGCUGGAGGAAGAAGGGAAGGCGGAGCAGUCCCGGAUGGAUCGACUCACAGAGCGCAUCGCUAACAAGAGCUCGCGGGACGCGUCCAGCGCCCUGAUGGAUCAGCUGGACCAGCAGAGAGCUUUGAUCGACGGCCUGCUGAGUGAUCGAGACAAGCGGGACGGUCCGGAGGGCAUGAAGCGAACCAGCCCGGACCAAGAGUGCAGGUCGGGGGCUCCAGGGAGCCGGGAGUCAGACAGCAGAGCCUCUCAGGAGCUCCGGCAGCAGGUGUCCUCCCUCAGGAAGUCUGUGAAGAAGCUGGAGGACGACGUGAAGCAGCUGAAGGCCACGCAGGAGAGAACCUCAGACGGAGACCUCCAAGACCAGCUGGACGACCUGCGGCCCGUGCUGGAGGACACGAUGCGCUCCGUGACCUCUCAGCUGUCCGAGAGACCGGACCUCGAUAACGAGGGGGCGGUGCACACGGGCGAGAAGCUCAGCCAGCUGUACGAGCACUAUGAGCAGCUGCAGGACACUGUGAGCAGCCUCCCGGAGCAGCAGAGCGGAGGCCCAGCAGGGCUGCCGGACCCAGAGAACCAGGAGCUGGUGGACGGCGUGCAGAAGGCGAUCCUGCAGCUUCAGGCCGAGUGUGAAAAGCUGCAUGAAACCACCAGAAGUCUGACGGACGACAGCAGAGAGAGGCGGAGCCACAUCGAGGAGCUGUUCAAGAUGACGGAGGAUCUGGAGGAGAAGAAAGCCGACAAGCAGCUGGUCGAGAGCGGAAUCCAAGCAGAAAAAAGCGCUCUGGAGAGCAAAGUGAGCCGUCUGCAGUUCGACUCGGUGACUGAGCAGCUGAACGCCAUGUUCCACGAGCUGCUGAGCAGAGUGACGGGUCAGGAGCAGGACUGGAGCAAGGUCAUCGACCGGCUCUCCACCGAGAUGGAACGCAAGUUGAACAGGAUGGAGUUGGACUCUGUGAAGAAGCAGCUGGAGCAUCGAUGGAAGAACAUCCAACAGAAGCUGCAGGCUCAAGGAGCUCCAGAGCAGGAGGAUGCUGCUGGGAUCAGGAAACAGCUGGUGGACCGGUUCCACUGCCUCUCCUGUGACCGGCCGGUCGUCAUGCACGCCCACGGCCCGCAUCUGGUGAAGCUGCCGUCCUCUCCUGGAUUCCCGUCUCACAAGUCCAUCAGGCCGUUCACCGUUUACGCUCUGGAGCAGUUCAGGCAGCACUACAGGAGCCUGAAACCAGGAACCAGCCACCUCAACUACGAGGUCGCCAUCAGGAGACGGGAGCAGCUCCAGAGGAGCCACGCUGUGAUGUGCAGACAGAUAGAGAGCACGCAGAGGACUCCGAGACCAGGGGACCAGCCCGCCAGGGCAGACCUGGUCCAGAACCAGAACCAGAUCCAGACAAGGACCCUGCACGACCGGGUCUCUGAGGGGACGGACUACGGCCACCUGGCCGUGCCGCGCAGCUGUGGGGGGAUUCACACCGUCACCAGCCAGCGGCGCCCCAUGAAGCACCACGCACAGGUGGAGGGGGACCCGGGAGUCCAGUCAGAGGAGGUGGAUAUCUUCGGACUGGACGGGCACAUUUACAAGGGGCGCCUGAACGCACCGGCCAGAAAUACAGAAACUAAACUACCUACAAUUUCUACCAAAGAUGGCAAAACUAAAGACAAGGCCAAGUGCUCUCUGCUCUACAAACCCAACACUUCUCCAGAGGUUCAUCACACACUCAGCGGGAAGAGUGUUCAGAGCAGCCGCUCAGCCUCCAGCAGCUCGGGGAGGGACUGGCCCGUAUCGGCUCUGGGCUCCGUCACUCCGGCUUCCGCUGCAGCGGAGCCCCAGGACCUGUAGGGGGCGCCACUGCCUCCUGCCUGUCAUGUGUAGUAAAGAAGGUAACGCUGCGUUUGUCCUGUCGUUCUUUCAUGUGAAGUCCAGUGCUUUAAAUAUUAUAAUAAUAAUUAAACUGGAGACAGUAUUAAAUACUUCUGAACCCUUUGCACACCAUAAGUCUGCUGUUGUUACAUAUCUCAUGUUUAAGUCCGUCUCUUAAUACAGUCUGACUUCCUGUCUGUCUCAGCUCCGACCUCAUUGGUUCCUACUGAAGAUAACUUUAAAAACACAAAUGUAUAGUUUCAUCUUUAAACUUCAUGUUAAAGUUUAAUUCUUUUGUAGUUUUUAUCAAACAAAGAUGAGGAUGUUCAUCUCUAGUGUGUGUGUGUGUGUGUGUGUGUGUGUGUGUGUGUGAGAGAGAGAGAGAGAGUCACAAUAAACUAGAGUGAUGAUGAUGAAGGAACAACAGUAAUGUGUUUUAAUGGAGUACUAGAGUCAGAAUACACUUUAGUGUAAUUCUUAUCAAUUAUAUUUACUGGAACUCUCGCGUGUGUUUAACUGUGUGGCGGGAGGUCAUGACCCCGUGUUGCAUCAUGGUAGGGGAACUUCCUGUUGCACAGAAACAUCCAAACAGGAAGGACACGCUGACGCUUUACUUUGAAGUGCUCCGGAUCACUUCCUGUCAUGUGGUUAACGUGGUUGGUACUGUAUUGAGAAUCCUACUUAAUUAUCACAAGUAUUCUCAGCUCCAUGCAGUAAAAGUACUGCAGUAUUAUAUAGAAUACUUUAGUAUUGUUGUUUUACAUGAGUACGAUUUUGAAUGCAGGAGUAUUUGUACAUUAAAGUGCAGGUACUUUUACUUCAGUAAUGGCUCUUUAA